Molecule: messenger RNA, 276 nt
Organism: Adineta ricciae
Lineage: Eukaryota; Metazoa; Rotifera; Eurotatoria; Adinetida; Adinetidae
Source: the annotation of a GenBank genome assembly
AUGUCAUUUUCAUCUGCAUCUUCAUCAGUACCGAUGCCAUCUGUCCAAAAUCAGAAUUAUACUAAUGGCGCCGGUGAACAAAUAGAAGCAGUGACUUUACAACGAUGCAUAGAUAACAUAUCGAAUAUUGUUACGAGCAUACGUACAUUCAGUUCAUCAAGACAUUUGAAACCUUUGACAACUGGUGUAGUAAAGAAUUUGAAAAUGCAUAUCAAAGCACAACUUCCCAUGUUACAAGAAACAUUUCUUAUUCAAAAUCGUCUGAGCGUUUUGUAG